ACCAUAGCUGGUAAGUAUAAUCGCUUAAGCAAUAGGGUACUUACAAUAAGCUAGUAUGAUUUCAUACGCUAGAUUAUAUAGAAACCCGAAUCUUCCCUCCCUAAGAUAUUUCCCGGCAACAUUUUAAACCCUAAUUUUCUAGUUGUAUAACAUUAUUCUCCCCGCAGAGACCUAGGGUUUUUCACCGGAGCAAUUUCUACUAUAAUAAUGCCAUCCCAACCGUCGCCGGGGAAAAUCCACCGGCUAGAACUAGAAAACUUCAAAUCCUACAAAGGCUUUCAAACAAUCGGUCCAUUUUACGACUUCACAGCAAUUAUAGGCCCAAAUGGAGCCGGAAAAUCCAACCUAAUGGACGCUAUCAGUUUCGUCCUCGGCGUUCGCACUGGUCAGCUCCGUGGUGCACAGUUGAAGGACCUUAUUUAUGCCUUCGAUGACCGUGAAAAAGAGCAGAGAGGUCGAAGAGCUUUCGUGAGGCUAGUUUAUCAGCUUGCUACUGGUACUGAAAUUCAGUUUACUCGAACUAUUACUGGUGCUGGUGGUAGUGAGUAUCGGAUUGAUGGUAAAGUUGUCAACUGGGACGAGUAUAAUGCCAAAUUGAAGUCCCUUGAUAUUCUCGUCAAAGCACGGAAUUUUCUCGUCUUUCAGGGCGAUGUCGAGUCAGUUGCCUCUAAAAAUCCAAGAGAACUUACUAAUCUUCUUGAGCAAAUAUCUGGAUCUGAAGAGUUUAAGAGACGGUAUGAAGAAUUGGAAGAAGAAAAGGCAAGAGCUGAGGAGAAGAAGGCAUUGGCUUACCAGAAAAAGAAGACUGUAAAUAUGGAGCGGAAGCAGAAAAAGGAACAGAAAGAGGAAGCUGAGAAGCAUCUUCGGUUACAAGAACAACUGGUAUCAGUUUUAAUAUAUAUGUUUUGGCUGCAGCAUCUUUUGUUUUUAUCCAACUGUAAGACUACGCUUCUGGUUUUCUUGAUAGAUUCCUAUAUGCUUUUAAGUCAUGCCCCUGAUGAUUUUGCUUUUCCUGAAUAUUUGUUCUUCAAUAAUGCUUUUUCAUAUGUUUUUGGUUGGUUCAUGAAUUGUCUUUGAAUUUACCCUUUUUCCUAUGAGAUUAAGCAUAGCCUCUUUUUCUCAAAACUAGUUAGUCUAUUAUUUUUCUGCAUAAAAGUUGGGGUAAUAUUUAAAAUGAGAACUCGAUAUGUCUUUUUCCCCUAUGAGCUGCCAUUAUACAUACUUCCGUUGGUAUAAUUUUCCUGUUAUAAUAAGGUGAGAGUUUUAUCUUCUUACACAUCCUUGUCUGUUUUACUUUCUAUUAGUAAAAGGGAAAUCGGGCCUCAAAAUUUUGAAUUUUUGGGGAUAUACAUACAUGCGUAAAUACAUAUAUGUAUUUGUGUGUGUGUGUAUAUACGUAUGUAUACACGUGUGUAUAUGUAUAUGAUAAAUUAGGGAGGUACCAUAUCUGGUGGAAUAGUCAAGGUGCGCAAAGCUGGUUCGGACCCCACUAUCAUUAAAAAAUGAAAAAAGGCCAAAUAUACCCCUCUACUUCCAAAUAUUGUUUAAACCUACCCUCCGUUUCACUAUCUCGUUGUCUGAGCCCCUAGUGUUAUAGGAUAUACUAUGGAUCAAAUUUGCUCUUAUUUUUGACGGAGGGGCACAUGGCAGCGUAAAAGAUCCACCCCCAAUUUAAUCUACCUGGAUCCAUACUAACCCGUCCGGAACCCGACCAACCCCCAACAAGAGAACUAUUCAUCUAGAAAUGAAUCUAAGCUGGCACUUGUGCUAUAAGCCCUUCUAAUUGUUCUGGUUCUUGGCAUGAGUUGCGCACAAGAUUGAGACCUAUGUAAAUUCAAGAAUUGGGGACCAAAAGGAGCAGUGAUUUAGUUCAAUCUUCCGAUGCAAUAUUGAAUCAAUGUUUUUGAUAAAGUGGUAAGCUCCAAUAUAGUAAUCCAAAGCUAAUCUUAGCAGCAAAGUUCUGUGAACCCAAAACUUUCGAACCAAGCACCAGCAACAUUUUCUACUAUGAAGUUAAGCUUGAAUCCACUUAAUACAAUGAUACCCAGCUGAAUUUCUUUAA
This is a messenger RNA of Nicotiana tabacum (common tobacco), 2062 nucleotides long. The record is from RefSeq and is a predicted model, not a curated record. NCBI's taxonomy places the organism in Eukaryota, Viridiplantae, Streptophyta, Magnoliopsida, Solanales, Solanaceae.